This is a messenger RNA of Myripristis murdjan (pinecone soldierfish), 5416 nucleotides long. Its product is annotated as genetic suppressor element 1-like. The transcript has 16 exons. Lineage: Eukaryota; Metazoa; Chordata; Actinopteri; Holocentriformes; Holocentridae. Bases 122 to 3667 code for a protein of 1181 amino acids. The record is from RefSeq and is a predicted model, not a curated record.
GUGUUAGCACUGAGAAUAUCACAGCAUAUCUUUCUUUUUGGGGGGGGGGCAGAGCAAAAAUUCAUCCCACACGAGGAUGCGCAAAAAAUAUCGAGGAUCGUCCUCUCUCUGGUGACGCGGUAUGAACGAUGAGUCCAAAUCGCCAUCAUUAGGAAUGAUCUCCACGGCAACGCGCACCACGGCAACUGUCAGUCCCCUUAGCCCACUAACCAAUGGGAACGCAGUCGCCCAGUCUGCAAACUCCGGAUUCGCUGCUGCCCUGCGUAAACUGGCCAAACAGGCCGAGGAUCCCAGAGGUUCUGCCCUCAGCGGUGAGUCUUCUCCAGUCUCUUCCCCGGCGACCAGCCACAGUUCACCAGUCACCACCCCUAAGCGGGGCUCUUUGGGGCCCCUGCUGAGCCAGACCAGGGGCCACGGCGUGCCCGGCACCCCUCCUGUAGUCACCAUCGCCCCCACCAAGACGAGCAACGGUCUCUGGAGGGUCGAGGGCCGACAGGCUGAUCCGGGCAUUCAGGGAGUCAGCAGGGAGCGAGUGGGAGCUGAGAGCACCCAGCCCCAGCAGGAUAAGAGGACUCCCCCCAUCCCUUCAGCUCACCCUUUGGCUCACCCCUUUGGUCUCACCCCCAGCACUGUCAUGCAAGACCCUCGAAUACAGAGCCUUAGUUUGCCCGGGCAGAUGCACCCCGUGGUUCCCUCGGGUGCCGUGCCAGAGGAGUACCUGAGAGGGAUACGUCCGUUUGCCGCCUCAGAUGACCUCCGGCUGACCUCUCUGCCCCUGGGGCUCGACCCGGCCACCGCCGCCCACGCUGCCGCUGCUGCUUACUAUCACCCUGCCUACCUUCACCACCCUCUCACCUUGCAACGGAUGGAGGAGUCACUGUGUCUUUCUGCGCUGCGGUCGCAGUUCUACUCUGUGCCUGCAGGUGGUGCCUUCCCUCCCCUCCAACCCUCUGCCCUCCACUUGCACCUGCCGGGUGCCCGCUACCCUGGGGAGCUCAACCACACAGCGCUGGCUGAGAGGCUACAGAUGGAGAAUGAGCUCCGCCAGCGAGAGAGAGAGCAAGAGCGUGAACGAGAGAAAGAGAGGGAGCGCGAGGCCGGGCUUGAGCGAGAGCGGGAGAGAGAGCGAGAGAGGGAGAGGGAGAGGGAGGAGGAGAGAGAGAGAGAGAGGGAGAGAGAGAUGGACAGACAGAAGGAGAGGCAGAGGGAGAGACAGCAGCAGAUGGUCCGAGCCGCGGAGAGCCACUACCUGGCUGAGCUGCAGGCUCGCAGGGCAGCACCGGAGGACAGGGCCAGGCCAGGGGAGAGGCUGACCCCGAACAGACUGGAUAAACCCAAGGAGACAGACCAUCCGGGUCUCGCAGCGCCUAAACCUCUGUCCCUGCAGCCGGGCCUCCACCCCUCUAUGGGCUCCAUCCCACACCCGGUCCCCAGCCUGGUGCCCUCUCACCUGGGGAAGCAUCAUUCUGUUGGUGGGGGGAUCCACGGGGCUCUACCAGCUGCCAUGAUGAGUCAGAGGGCGAACGAGGAGAGAUGGUUAACGCGGCAGAGACGGCAAGGGCAGGAGAGAGAGGGGCCACUGGAGCUGGGGCUCAGGUCUCCUGGGAAAGGGGUGGAGCCAAGGAGAGAUGGCCACAGGAUCAACUCAGUUCAUCACAACUUAACCAACAAAGAUGUACCUCCGCGCCUCGGUGCUCCACCUCCUCUUAUCUCUCCGAAAGCUCAACAUCAUCCCCCCGCCCCUCCAACCACUCUCUGGAACCCGGCAUCUCUUGUCGACACCCCGACAGACUCCCGUCGAAAAUUCAACCCUUCUACGCCGCCGAGCCACCCGCCUCCGGGUCUGACCCGAGCCGACAGGCCGCUGAGCUGGGGGGAGAAGCUGGAGGAAGGAGGCAGGAGGAGGGCAGAUGUCCCAGACAGGUUCUCGUCACUGAGGAUACCCAGUGUGCCAGAGCCAGGCGCCUGGAGCAAGUCUGAGCAGGACAGACCCAUCCACGCUCUCUACCACCACCAUCACUUCAAUAACCUCCACCAGAGGCCCUGCAUGCCUCUGUCUGUCCCCGGUACCUGCACCGAGCUGGAGGGCCAGCGCAAGGCAACCUCUCCGUCUCCGGCGAGGGAGCGACAGAGUCAGGCGCCCGACAGCAUGCUGGUGUACGACGAAGUCCUCCAGCAGCACCGCCGGCUCCUCAGCAAGCUGGACCUGGAGGAGAAGAGGAGGAGGGAAGCCAGGGAGGGAGGUUAUUACUAUGAUGUGGAUGAGUCAUAUGAUGAGAGUGAUGAAGAGGAGGUGAAGGCCCAUCUCAGGAGAGUGACAGAACAGCCCCCGCUCAAACUGGACACGUCCUCUGAGAAAGUGGACUUUCUGCGUGUGUGCGGCCUGACCACGCUGACCCAUCGCGACGAGCUUCUUGAGCGGAAGCGGAGGAAGAGGAGGAGGAUGCUCAGAGAGCGUAGCCUCUCUCCGCCAGCUGUACGGGGCAAGAGGAAGGCCUCCUCGCCUCCAACUCCCCCACCUCCCCUCACCACCCCCUACACUGCCGAGCAGAUGGACAGCACCGAUGAACUGGAGGAGAAAAAAGACUUCCUCCUUAUGUUCAACCUCUCCCAUGUCACCCCACAGCAGAGGAGAGGUAAGGAGAGGACAGAGGAGCUGCUGAAGGCCAUACAAAGGAAGACUGUGACUUUAGACACACUCAGAUAUAACCCAUUGCCCCUAUGUCGCAGCCCGCCUGCUCCCUCAACUGGUGAAUCCUCAUCAGCGCCUCUGCCAUGUCAAACAAACGGACAUCACUACCCAGACUCCCCCAGCCCGUCCCCUCCCUUCUCCCACAGAGCCAACAGCCUCCACACAGACCCGUUCAAGCCCCCCGUCGACUCCCCGGCACCCCGGCCCCUGCCCCCCCACCUCGACAAGCCUGGAUUCAUGGAGGGUCAGCCAGCCAAGAAGCUCCAGAGCCUCCAGAACGGCACUGUGUCUUCUCACCAGAGGAAGGAGCCUAACCCGAUGCAGAACGGGCGGAGUCGGCCCUGGGAGAGAUUCACACCAGAGGCCUUCGCUCAGCACUUCCACCAGGCCGUGCUGCAGUCCACACACAACACGCUGCAGAACAAAGGAGUCUCAAAAUGCGGCUCUGAUGUCACAUUAAAGCCCGACCACUCGCAGCCUCGCAGCAUGUCUCCACUGAAAAGACCAAACCCACAUCACGCCCCUCAGCAUCCCAACAUCAACGGCCAUCACUACCAUACUCCUCUAGCCCACCGGGACGCGGCGCGGCCAAGGGACCACCUGUCUGAGGAGGAGGAGGAGGAGGAGGAGUCUGGGCAGGAGGAGGAGGAUGAGGAGGAAGAGGUGGAGGAAACUCCCAGGAAGUGGCAGGGGAUUGAAGCCAUCUUCGAAGCCUACCAAGAGUACAUGGAUGAAUGGAGUAUAGAGAAACAAGUUCUUCACAGUCAGUGUAAGAGACUUGAAGCGCAGAACUACACUCUGACCAGGACUGCAGAGCAGCUCUCUCUCAGUAUGGGGGAGUUGGUGAGUCAGAGGCAGAAAGUGCGAGAGGAGAGAGAGAGGCUGCAGGCCCAGCUCGAGCACUUCAGGAGGUGUCUGACACUACCCAACAUUCAGUGGAGCAGGGGCCAAGUCAACGGGCACACUCCGAGGUGACCCCUGACUCCGACUCUUUAAUGGGUUUGCCCCUGACAGCGAAGAAACAGGAACGAGAGCGAGAGAAACAGCCGACAGACCCUUUUCUGUGCUUGAAGCCCGUGAAGCAGCCAAUCCUCGUCUUGUUACCUCGUUGGCCAAUCAGCACCAGGACCAGGCUGGUUCCAUAUUACAUUGAUGAACUGCCAUGUUGCCAUGGUAACCAUAAUCCACGGCGACCACACAGUCUGUGCAUCCUGAGUCUCUCUCAUUCUGCCCACAUGGCAGGGAACACUGUGUAGGUAAAACAUUGUUAGAAUAACAGUAACCUCUCCCAUUAGUCUCCUAGUCGGCUCCAAGGACUCUCCACCGUUUCGCUCAUAUCAUAUUCAUUUUACAUAAACGGUAUUGAUCCACACUAAUGAGAUGUACCAAGAGGUGACUUGGCACAAAUCGAUAGUCUCUUCAGACAGCAGUGAAAAGAGAUUAGGUGUGUAAUAGUCACUUGGUUAAUACAGAGAGAAUGAAAAUUCAGUCAAAGAAUCAAAGCACACCUCAGGCCUUAAACUUGAUAGGAUGCACUUGAAAUGGAAUUUGAGGAAGUAUUUGAUUUUCCUCAGACCUGCAGAAUAGUAUAGUAUCUACCAAGUACUGUAUUGGACAGAUCCAGCAGUUUAUACUGUAGCUGUGCGUUAGGAAAGGCUCUAAAGAGAAUGCGAAACAUCUAAAAGAUAAUAUCUAUAAAAAUGGAAAAUGGUAUCAGUGACAUUUUUUGAGGUUUAAUAAAAUUUUCCAUUGGUAACGUCAGUUGUGAUAGACAAAGAUUUUUGUAUGUUUUAAUGUUACAACCAUUUCUUGUGGGAAGCCAUAUAUUUUGUUUGAAUUGCUGCUGGUCAGAAUAAAAUGUCUAGAAUAAGUGAAGGAUGUUAGCAAAUAUGUAUUUGAACACAUUUUAUGUUAUGGUUAAAAACAUGGUGGGAGGGUGGGGUGUAAAAGAAGGUGCACUGGAGGUGGAAGAGGAUGGCAGACGUCAGACUGUUUUUCAAAACCUCAAGCUAUAAUUACCAUUUUUUCUAAGCCCUCGGUCUGCCUGUUCAUUUUGAAAAUAAUUGAAAGGAAAGCAGGUUUUGAUUUUUUUGUCUUUUUGCGACAUGAUGUUGUUAGUUAAUUGGCGUGACUUGAGGAAAAGUACCAAGCUGUUAGGCAUACUGACCAAUCCUAUGAAUGUUGCCGCCUACCUAUAUCUGACUGAGGGUGAUUUUUGUCACACUGUUUUGCAACUAUGUUUAACUGCAUUAUUUUCAACCAAAUUAUGCUUUGGUUCCAUUUUAGGAAAGACAUGUCAAGUUCAAUAUACAAUAUCUUUUCACUCGAUUGAUGCCAUUUUCACAUCGCACACCGGUGACAAACAAUUAGGAUGACAAAUCCCUUUGUGGACAACAAUAGACAAACACCUCUGGUCUUUUGACGAGAUUUAUUUUCGUUCAGAUAGCCAGUCAAGACAGUCUCUGAAAACAAAAUCAUAAUACUUGCUUUGCCUCUGAAUAUGAUAAUCCCAAGGGCCCUUUCAGAGAAGCACAAAGUAGAACGGUAAAUCUGCAGCAGCAGUCUUCCCCAAACACACAACCUUCCCCCACCUUUCAUCACCUGUUCAGUCUCUUCUACCAACAUGCUGUGAAAUCAUGUCUAUUUGUUUGAAUCAAUUGUUAUGUAAUAUAUUAUUUAGGCUGUACAAUUACAAUGAACUAUUUAUUAACAUAUAUUGCUGUA